Messenger RNA from Notechis scutatus (mainland tiger snake), 942 nucleotides. RefSeq names its product melanocortin 1 receptor (gene MC1R). Lineage: Eukaryota; Metazoa; Chordata; Lepidosauria; Squamata; Elapidae. Gene Ontology annotation, cellular component: membrane. The record is from RefSeq and is a predicted model, not a curated record. Gene Ontology annotation, molecular function: melanocyte-stimulating hormone receptor activity. Gene Ontology annotation, biological process: G protein-coupled receptor signaling pathway.
AUGCCUGAGGCGUCCCCCAUGAGGGUGCCCCUGGAUUUCCCCAACGGCACCACUGAUCCUCUGGUCAACUGGACCAACGAGACCUUCUGUGCCAGCGAGCAGCAAGUGGUGAUCCCCAGUGAACUCUUCCUGACGCUGGGAGCGAUGAGCUUUGUGGAGAACCUGCUGGUGGUGGCUGCCAUUGUCAAAAACCGGAACCUCCAUUCCCCCAUGUAUUACUUCAUCUGCUGCCUGGCCGUUUCCGACAUGCUGGUGAGUGUCAGCAACCUGGUGGAGACCCUCUUCAUGCUGUUGAUAGAGCACGGGAUGCUGGUCAUCGAGGCCAGCCUGGUCAAGCAGGUGGACAACGUCAUGGACAUGCUGAUCUGCAGCUCCUUGAUGUCCUCGCUCUCCUUCCUGGGGGUCAUCGCCAUGGACCGCUACAUCACCAUCUUCUACGCCUUGCGCUACCACAGCAUCAUGACCAUCCAGCGGGCCGCCAUCCUUAUGGUGGCUGUCUGGCUGGUCAGCAUCGUCUCCAGCAUCCUCUUCAUCGCUUACGACAGCACAGCCGUCCUCAUGUGCCUGGUGGCCUUCUUCCUCUCGGUGCUGACCCUCAUUGCAGGGCUGUACAUCCACAUGUUCGUGCUGGCGCACCGGCACGCCAGGCAGAUUUCGACCAUGUAUGGCAAGCAGCAUGCGCCCCAAUUUACCAGCAUGAAGGGGGCCAUCACCCUCACCAUCUUGCUGGGGGUCUUCUUGAUUUGUUGGGGACCCUUCUUCCUCCACCUCAUCCUUCUCCUCAUCUGCCCCAGCCGUCCUGCCUGCAAGUGCUACUUCCGCUACUUUAGCCUCUACCUCAUCCUCAUCAUCUGCAAUUCUGUGGUGGACCCCAUAAUUUACGCUUUCCGGAGCCAGGAGCUCAGGAAAACAUUGAAAGAGGUGGCCCUGUGUCUCUGGUGA